AUGAAAGUAAAAAUAGGAAGCUUCGAAAAUUUUUUAGAAAGAUUAAAUAACAUAAAAGAAGAAGACAUAAUAAUAAAUGAUGAGAAUACAGAAGAGAUGUUUUCUUCGUUUCUUAUAACUUUUUAUAAAGAAAAUGAAGGAAGAUAUACUAUUCAAGAGCAAGAAUAUAUAAAUAACCUUUUGAAUAUCUUAAUAAAUAAAAUAAGAGAUAAUAAAAAUGGACGUAAUUUUUUUUCCAAUCUAUUGUGUAUACAUUUUAAAAGUAUUACUCCAUAUUUUAUAAAUGUAAAAUUAAAAGAUAAUAUAUAUUAUAUACAUUUGUUAAUAAAUUAUAUUUUAUAUGUCUUAAAUCUGGUCAUAUAUAUUGAGAAAGAAAAUAAAGAAUUAUCCUUAUCCUUGUCUAUAGGAAGAAACAUAUAUACAUUAACCUUAUACAUCAUAAGAAAUAUAAAACAAAAUAGGUACGACAAUUUUUAUUUAAAAAUAAUUGAAGAAGGAAAACUCAUUUAUUUAUUAUGUAAGAUAUGCUAUGAUAAGUUUAUUAUUUCUUAUUAUAUCCCAGAAGAUAAUGUUGUGGAGUUAUUCUUUGUCCUUAUAAAAAUUAAAGAACUAGAAAAAUACAUAAUUGAGUGUGAUAUAAUAAAAUAUUUUUUAUCGUUUCUUUUGUAUGACCCUCAAGUUAUUAAAAAAAGGAAACAUUUAAUCAUAGAAAUAAUUAUACAUAUGUUUUUAAAAAAUAUAAGUAUAAUAAAAGAUUUUAUUAAACAAAAUAUAAUAGAUAUUUUAAAUAAUAUUUUAAAAUCUAUAUAUAACAAUAUAAAAUGUGAUCAUUAUGAUUAUUAUUGUAUCAAUUUAUUAAAAAUAUUUUAUUAUAUUAUUCAAGAUAAAAAUAUUGUAAAUUUGGAGAAUAACUUUUUUUCUUAUCCUAAAAAUACAUCAUAUAUAAUAGAACAUGAAAAAAAUAAUAAUAUUCUUAUCUUUUAUAAAUAUAUAAAUAAUAUAAUAAAUAAAAUAAAUGAUGUUAUAAAACAAAAUAUGAGUUGUAAAGAUUCUGCGAAUAUACAUAUAUUAAAUAACAAUGAUCAACUGAAUUACCAUUUCAAAUAUUUUCUUUCCAUAUUACUUUGUGUUAUAAAAAGUAUUAUAACAAGAAUAUUUCAAGGAAAAAAUAAUAUUCAAGACUCGCCUUCUGAUGACGAUAAAAGAGAAGAGGUUUAUGAGGAAAUUAUAAAAUUGGUAAAUGUUACUUUUGAAUUUGUUGUAAAUAUAAUAGAUAAACAAAAGGAAACCUCCCCCGAUGAAGAAGAAAUAUACGAGCUGAUAUCUUAUGACAUGCUCAUUUGUAUGACAAAAAUAAAUUCGUUGAAAUAUAAUUUUUUUGAAUAUUUCAAAGGGAAGCUUUUUGAUUUUUUAGAUUGUAUAACUCAUGAUGAGAUUAUUCAAAAUAAAUAUAAUGAUAAAAUUGUUAUUUAUUCAAAAAAUGGACUGUUGGAUGAUAAUAAUAUAAAUCGUGAUAAAAUUAAUUAUUUAUGUAAUAAUAAUAAGAAUGUUCUGUCCUUUGUUAACAAAACGUAUGUUAAAAACUUUGAAUGUUUGUUUUAUCUUUGUCUAUAUAAUGAAAAAAAUAGAAUACAUAAUAUAAGCAUAAAUCUUAUAAGAAAUAUAGAAAAUAAUAUUUUUACAAUAUAUAAAUAUAUACACAUUUGUAAUAUAAAUACAAAAGAAUUAUUAAAUUCUUUAAGUUUAUAUUAUCUUGUUAUAAUAUUUAUUUAUAUCAAAAAUAAUUUGUAUAACAAAGAAAAAAUUCAUCUUCUCAAAUCUUUCAUACAAUUUUUAAUUAUAAAAGAAAUAAAAGAAAGAAUAUUUCUUUUUAAAAAUGAAUUAUAUUUUCUGGCAUUCAUCAAAAUUUUAAAUUUAUCCAUAUGUAAUAAUUUGUUUGAUUUUAAAAUAUUGUUAUGUGAAAAAUAUUUUGACGAUUUUAUUCGGAUAUUAGAAGAAUCAAAAUUAAGUAUGCAGGAACAGAUACUUUAUUUUAUUUUAGAGUGGACACAGAUACAUCCUAUUUUAAAAAAGUUACAGAUUUAUAUAAGUAAAAAUAAACUUAUAUUUCAUGUUCUUUUUAAAAUAUGGAAAGACAUAGAAUAUGAUAAUAAAUUAAAAAAUAUAAAGGUUCAACCAGAAGAAAUAAACGUUAUGUAUAGGAAUAAUAAUCAAAAUGUCCAAUUUAUUUUAUUCAGAAUCAUAAAAAUGUUGACAAAAAAUUUUACACAAUAUAUAGAUUAUAUCAUAAAUAAUAAAGACCUUUUUUCUACAUAUAAAAACAUAAUUAUAUAUGAAAGUAAAACAAUACUUACUAUCUAUGAACAAAUAAGAGAUGAUAUGAAUGAAGAACAUGUACUUCUCCACAGGGAAGAAGAAAAUUUAUUACUUAAAUUUGUAAAUCUUUAUAAAGAGGACAUAAAAAAGUUCGAACGGAUCUUUGAAAAUGUUGCUACAUUUUAUAAUAAGAAGGAUAAUAUGGAAUUACAAAAUUAUUAUGAUUACUUAAGAGAAAAUAAGGGAAUCGAAUAA
Messenger RNA from Plasmodium falciparum 3D7, 2571 nucleotides. RefSeq lists its product as uncharacterized. The record is from RefSeq and is a predicted model, not a curated record. NCBI's taxonomy places the organism in Eukaryota, Apicomplexa, Aconoidasida, Haemosporida, Plasmodiidae.